Messenger RNA from Fusarium poae, 1923 nucleotides. RefSeq lists its product as uncharacterized. The transcript has a single exon. The record is from RefSeq and is a predicted model, not a curated record. Lineage: Eukaryota; Fungi; Ascomycota; Sordariomycetes; Hypocreales; Nectriaceae. The coding region runs from base 1 to 1923 and encodes 640 amino acids.
AUGUCAUCUCCUCCGUGGGGAGGCCCGCCGCGCAAGCCGUCAGGAAGACGUCGCGAGGGUACCGGAAAUUGGCUGAACCCAGAAUCAUCCGAUGAGACUGAGCCGUUGUUCAAGGUCACCUCGGCCCGUUUCAGGACCGUGAGCCCUCAUCUCCGGCGUCUUCCUCUCCAUGAAGCUCGCAUCGCUUUACCGGAAGCCGUCCGGCAACUUGCUGCUGUGAUCCAUCACAAGACGAUCGAAAAACUUCAGCAGUACGAACUCCUAGAUGACGACACUGAGAUCAAUGUGGGAAUGUACGGAACCCAUGGCGAAUCCGAUAUCCGUCCGACAGUUUUUAUCAUAACCGAAUGGAAGCCGACUAAGGAGCAGAUGAGAACCAAAUCCGUUCAGGAAAUUACCGAAUUCGCAACACUCGAGGUCCGACGUCUGGACCAGAAUGUUGGAGCCGUCCAAGUGGACAUGAUAGACCCUCGACUUGUGAGGAAUGUUUACUACGGGCCAAUCAAAAACCAGCCCCAACUUUUUAACCGUUGGGACCAGAUGAAAGCUCUUGUCCUUCAUCGUCUGGAAGUGUUCGAUUUCACCCGUGGGCAAAUGACAUCGAUCAUCCUGUUUCACUACGGUCUCAACGAAUCCUACACACAAAAUCCGAUUACCAUCUACAUUUCUGUUGAGUACACCUGCCCUGAGACAUGCUGGCCAACAACCAUCGAGGAUAUCCAACGAAAUCUUGCAAAGCAUGGUUUUCCAGUCCUAAACAUCCAUAUCGAACACAAUAUUGGUUUUCAAAUGGCGUUCGAAAACCUCGAACCAACUGGUGGCAGCCCACAAGAGAUCCAGGAUAAGAUAUACAAGAACAAUCUUUUCCUUGAUGGUGACUACCAGACUUUGGUGAAUCUUGGAGAUUCCAUUGGUGCGGCAAAAUACAUCUCCGUGUCUGGGGUAAAGAAGAGCCCACUCAUUGGUACAUUGGGCUGUUAUGUUGAAAUCAAGACAGCUCAAAACCAGACGUGGGAAACAUACGGGCUAACGAACUAUCAUGUCGUCCGUCCCACAAUCAGGGGUUUCCAGCUCAAGGUCGACGGACAAGGCAAAUCGAGCAUGGCGUAUCCCCAAAAGCCAAGUCAACUUUGGAAGGCUGACGAAGAGGGCUUGAAGCUUCGCACAAAUGUCCCAUCGGAGGCGAUGGAGAGUCCAAGCCGAAUUAAACACAACCACACGGCUUGGGUACUCAAUCAGCAAAUCAGACAAAUCAAUGCCCGAACCCACCAGAACGCAGCUUCUGAGCAAACGAGGCAACGAGCAGUGCAAGCUUUGAACAGUAAGACAGCGUUUUUCGAUGGAUAUUCCCAUAUCCUCGGCAAGGUCUAUUGCGGGUCAGGGUUCAAGCAUCGAAGUCGUGAGAAUAACAGAUUGGACUGGUCACUGAUCAAGGUCAACCAGAAACGGACCGGGACAAACCUACUGCCAGGACAGGACGCCUGGAAGAAUGAACUCCUCGACGAGCCAUUUGAUACGUUCGGGAUUCGAUUGAAGAAUGCCACACAGAGCAUCAGCGAGCAGACCACAGGUCAACGCUGCUUCAAGGCGUUCAAACUUGGCGCUACUACAGGUGCUGCUGUUGGCGUCUUCCACGAAAUCAAAAUGGAUGUGCAACUCAAAGACGACAAACAUUUGGGGGCUUGGGUAUCGAGUGAGUACGUCUUCCAGCCGCGCAGUGGGAGAUUCGCUGCUCCCGGCGAUUCGGGAAGUGCUGUGUAUGACGAUCAGGGCUGCAUUGUGGGAUUGCUGUUUACUGGACAGACGCCAAACAACGGACCAGAAUCGGGAAUCGGGUACGUGACCCCAAUUGAGUACGUGUUCGAAGAUAUCAUGAACACGUUUAAAGGGGAGAUCACGGACAUCCGUGUUGCAGAUCGGUAG